This is a messenger RNA of Lycium ferocissimum, 2416 nucleotides long. RefSeq names its product putative pentatricopeptide repeat-containing protein At1g12700, mitochondrial. Bases 38 to 1810 code for a protein of 590 amino acids. The transcript has 3 exons. Lineage: Eukaryota; Viridiplantae; Streptophyta; Magnoliopsida; Solanales; Solanaceae. The record is from RefSeq and is a predicted model, not a curated record. Gene Ontology annotation, molecular function: protein binding.
UCACUGCUACAAAUUAGGGCAAAAUUAGCCAUUGAAGAUGAAGAGAAUUUCUUCGAGUUACUCCCACAAGGGCAUUUCUCAUUCUUGUUCAGCAAUUAGAGCUUAUUCUUCAUGGCAUAUGAGUGACAAAUUCAUUUCAGUAAAGGGUAAACUUUGGUUUAAUAGCAAGAUUGAGAAGGUCAAAUGUUUAGAUGACGCUGUUACUCUCUUCCAUCAAAUGGUCAUAAUGAAGCCUCCUCCUUCAGUUCCCGUCUUCUGUAAAUUAUUUAACACUAUUCUAAAUAUGAAGCAUUACUCUGCUGUUGUUUCUCUUUUCAGAGAAAUGCGGAAAUUGGGCAUCCCAAUUAAUGUAUUCAUCUUGAAUAUUGUGAUUAACAGUUAUUGCUUGAUGCAUCGUGCUGAUUGUGCAUUUUCGGUGUUACCCCUUUACUUAAAGAAUGGCAUUCCAUUUAGUGUUGUCACCUUUAGCACCCUAUUAAAGGGAAUCUUUGCUGAAAAUAAGGUCAAAGAUGCAGUUGAAUUGUUUAAAAAAUUGGUCAGAGAGAAGAUUUGUGAGCCCGAUGAAGUCACGUAUGCAAUUGUCAUGAAUGGGCUUAGCAAAAGGGGCCAUACUCAGAAAACUUUUAGUUUGCUCCGGUUAAUGGAACAAGGAAACACUAAGCCCCACAUAUACAUCUACAGUAUUGUUAUAGAUGCCCUCUGCAAAGAUGGAAACUUAGAUGAUGCUGUCUAUCUUUUGAACGAGAUGAAGCAGAAAGGGAUUCCUCCGGACAUAGUCACGUAUAAUUCAUUAAUUGACGGUUUGUGUAGGCUUGGUCAGUGGGAAAAGGUUAAGAUUUUGUUCUCCGAGAUGGUGAACCAUAAUAUUUAUCCAAAUGUGCGUACCUUCAACAUAGUGAUAGAUGGAUUAUGCAAAGAAGGAAAAGUUGAAGAUGCCGAGGAAGUAAUGAGACACAUGAUCGAAAAAGGUGUAGAGCCUGAUAUAAUCACCUACAAUGCGAUAAUGGAUGGAUGUUGUUUGCGUGGUGAACUGGAUAGAGCGAGGAGAGCUUUUAAUUUCAUGAUAGAUAGGAACAUUGAGCCUGACAUUAUUAGCUAUAACAUACUAAUAAAUGGAUACUGUAAGGAAAAGAAAGUGGUUGAAGCCAUGCAAUUGUUUCGUGAAGUUUCAGAAAAGGGAUCAAAACCUGAUAUCUUUACCUACAAUACUAUCUUGCAAGGUCUGUUUAAAGUUGGAAGAAUUGGCGAUGCCAAAAAAAUUUAUUCCGAGAUGCUAUCUGUGGGUCCUAUACCUGAUUUAUACACGCAUGGCACUUUGCUCAAUGGUUAUUUUAAGUGCGGACUUUUUGAAGAGGCUAUGUCAAUCUUUAAUAAGUUGGAAAGAAAGAGUGAAAAUGCCAAUAUUGAAUUUUAUAAUGUUGUCAUUAAUGGAUUGUGCAAAUAUGGUGAAGUCAAUAAAGCUCAUGCUAUUUUUGAGAAGCUUUCUUCAAUGGGAUUGCUUCCGAAUGUGAGAACAUACAAUACAAUGAUUACUGGAUUUUGUCUACAAGGGUUGUUAGAUGAAACUAAAGAUAUGCUUAGAAAAAUGGAGGGCAACGGUUGUUUCCCAAACAAUGUCACUUAUAAUAUUAUUGUGCAAGGAUUUCUCAGGUGCAACAAAAUUAGUGAAAUGACAACUUUUAUGAAGGGAAUGGCUGGAAGGGGCUUCUCAUUUGAUGCAACUACAGCUGAGUUACUGGUAAACGUUAUAAGGGAGAAUCCUUCGGUGUUUGACAUGAUACCAGAGCUUCAUAUGGAAAAAAUGAAGUGAAUAUUACUUUCGCUUGGUUUAUUCGGCUAUGAUACAAUUUCCUUUUAUCCUUGCAUGAGAAAUGGCAUCCAAUGCAAUUGCAGAAGUUGAAAAAAUGGCAAUUAGAACGUCGUUUGAGAUUUCCAGGCAGGCCUACGGAGGAGGUUUGCAGAACAAGUUCAUCAGGGUCACAUCACAGAAACUAAAGUUCGGAAAGCGAUGACAGAUAACCGUAUCAGGAACAUUCCAGUAGUUGAUCAGACUCGUAUGAUAGGGAUGGCAUCCAUUGCCAUUGGAGAUGUUGUCCGUGCUGUUGCGAGUGAGCUUAGGGACGAGCUGGACCCUUUGAAUGCUUACACACAAGGAGGUUCCUAGGAUAUGAAGACAAUAAAUAAAUAAACGGAUCAAGCGCUUAAUCAUGUAAAUAUUUGCAUGCUUGGUUUUUCUAGUAAUAUAUGGGUAUGUGCCUCUUGAUGUGGCCUACUGCAAAACUUUUCUAGUUUAAUUUGCUUAUAAUUGGUUGUUUUUGAAUAUGGUAGUUUGUUUAAACAAAAUAAAUGGUGUUUCGUCUUGUUUUAGAGGUUUAAUAUUGUCGAUACGGAGUAUCCGUGCAUCAUUUUUGUGGCA